Molecule: messenger RNA, 1500 nt
Organism: Mesorhabditis spiculigera
Lineage: Eukaryota; Metazoa; Nematoda; Chromadorea; Rhabditida; Rhabditidae
Source: the annotation of a GenBank genome assembly
AUGCCCGCUUUGCUUUCCACAAUAUUCGCCAUUUUCUGCGUCUACUUUGGCUAUCGGCUAGUCAGAUGGCUCUCAGAAAUCGCCCGCAUGAAACGGGUUGCUGCCCUGAUUCCAGGCACCGACGAGGAACUGCCAGGUUUCGGGAUGGCGUUGACAUGGGCUCGAAUGGAUAGCUCUCAGAUCCUGGACUGGGAGUUGGCCACGUCCGAAAAGAUUCAACAACAGGGCCAUAAUGUCAUGAGGGCCAACUUUGCCCACGAGGUCUUUAUCAUCCCGAUAAACGGAGAAGCCAUUAAGCCAAUCAUCGAUUCGAAGGAAGAAAUCACCAAGGGCUUGGGCUACGACGAGAUCAAGGAAUGGCUGGGGUUGGGGCUGCUGUUGAGUGACGGUUCAAAAUGGCAACACCGAAGGAGGCUGAUCACUCCCACUUUUCAUUUCCGGCAUUUGGAGAAUUAUGUGAAGACGUUCAACAAUCAUUCGAAGGUCUUCGCCGAGGUGGUCAGCGAGCUGAACGGCGCAGAAUUCGAUGCCAUGCCGUAUGUGAAGCGUUGCGCCUUGGACGUAAUUUGCGACUCGGCAAUGGGCACUUGCGUCAACGUGCAGCGCAAUCCAUCCCACCCGUUUCUGGUUGCACUCCGUGAUUUUCUCUGGGUCACCACGGAAAAGGCAUUAAAGGCCCAAAACUGGUUCUACCCGUAUUACUACUUCUCUGGGAACAAGAAAACCUAUGAUGUGUCCCUCGACGUUCUUCACACUUUCACUAAAAAAGUGAUUGCCGAGCGGAAAGAAAGGAGAGCGAAAGGCGAUAAGACAACCGGGAAUGAAACGAACUUCUUGGACAUGUUGUUGGAGGUGUACGACGCCGGGGAAAUUGACGAUGAAGGCGUGAGGGAGGAGGUGGAUACCUUUAUGUUUGAAGGCCACGACACUACCUCUUCCGGCGUGGCUUGGGCAGUUUGGUGCCUAGCCAAACACCCGGAAGUACAGCAAAAGUUGUACCAGGAAAUUUGUGAUAUCGCUGGGUCAGGCGAUGAGCCAAUCACCACGGAGCAUCUGAAAGAAAUGACGUAUCUGGAUCAGGUGGUGAAAGAAGUGUUCCGUCUUUACGCCCCAGUUCCCCAAGUGAACAGACGCCUGCAGGGCGAUUUCAAGAGCGGUGACUACAUCUUCCCGAAGGGCGCCAUCGUCACGAUUGCACCAAUUAUUCUGGCCCGAAAUAGGAGUAUCUGGGGAGACGAUGUCCUCAAGUUCGACCCAGAGCGCUUCAGCCCCGAGCGUGAAGUGAAGCGCCAUGCCUUCGAUUAUAUCCCUUUCUCGGCGGGGCCCAGGAAUUGUAUCGGCCAACGCUUCGCCCUCCUCGAGGCCAAAGUGAUGAUCUGCUGGAUGAUUCGAUCAUUUGAACUCUCCGCGACUCGUCCAUUCGAUUCGUUGCGGACCGGCUCCGAGGCUGUGCUCACUCCACUUGACGGCAUCCCAGUUUCUGCGAAGCGCAGAACGACU